Schistosoma haematobium is the source of this 4551-nucleotide messenger RNA. RefSeq lists its product as uncharacterized. Gene Ontology annotation, cellular component: membrane; cytoplasm. The coding region runs from base 1 to 4551 and encodes 1516 amino acids. Gene Ontology annotation, biological process: protein folding in endoplasmic reticulum. The record is from RefSeq and is a predicted model, not a curated record. Lineage: Eukaryota; Metazoa; Platyhelminthes; Trematoda; Strigeidida; Schistosomatidae. The transcript is spliced from 16 exons.
AUGCUCAGCCGCAAAGCUUCUCCUGAGUCACUGGAUUCAUCAGAGAAUCAAGAAUCUCCAGGGGCAGGUCACGCAUCAAGUGAAUCCAUAAUCCCUCCUGGGACAAAUCAGGAAUCAGUUGGACUUGACCACAAAGAUGUUCAGGAGUCUAUUCUAGAAGAACUGCCUUCAUUGGAUUCAGUUGCUGCAGAAGAUUGUGAUGUUGUCGGAAAUGCUGGUGUGACCGAUUCUGACUAUGAUGUCAAUAUUAAACAAAAAAUUAAGGCUUCACAAAUUCCUCAGGGAUCCGAAAAAAUACUGCAAACACAUAAUGAUGUUAAUCCAUCGGUUAAAUCUUCGAAAAAUCAAAUAAUUCAAGAUGUAUCAGAAAAGAGUGUUUUCACAGAUGAUAGUUCGUUUUCCGAUAAUAUCCAAAAAGAUUCUGUUAGUGAACAGCAUCAGUCUUUGCAAGUGAAUUCUGUUGUGACGUCUAAUUCAGAAACGAAUUCCAAACCAAGUUCUCAUGUUACUUCACAACCUGUAAUUACCACCACCACAACCACCACCGCAGCAACAACAAUAACUAACAAUGAUGCUGUUCAUACACCGAGCAAAAUUGACUUAACUCUUCGGAGAAAUGUCGCUUCUGUAGCAUGUGGUGCAAAGAUGUUAGGAUUCAGUAGAGCGAUAAAAAACCCUGAGGCUGUACUCAAUGAAAACAAUGAUGAAUAUAUGAAUGUUCCGUGUAGCGAAGAAAAAUGGUUAAUUCUAGAAGUAUGCCAACCAGUUCAUCUACGGACUAUAGAGCUGGCAAAUUUUGAACUAUUCUCAUCACGGUUGAAAUCGUUUCGAGUUUAUGCUAACGAUCGAUAUCCAGCAAAGUCCUGGGAAUUGAUUGGUACAUUCACCGCUCGAGAUGUUAAGGGAAUACAGUCUUUCAGUGUUUAUAGUGGAAAAAUGAUCAAAUAUGUUAAAUUCGAAUUGAUUGAACAUUAUGGUUCAGAACAUUAUUGUCCCUUAACUAUGAUUAGAAUAUUCGGUUUGGGUUCCGAUGAUCUAGAUGAUGAUGACGAUGUUGAUGAUGUUGAUGUUAGAUUAAUGAAUGUGCCAGAAUCUACUUCAAAUCAUGGUUCAAUGAUUACUCCGACUAAGGAUAAAAAUCAACAUUUGGAAAACCAAGAAGAUGAUAUUAUUGCUAAAGAUGACAACGCAACAAAUGAACCUAAAGAUGAUCAAACUUCAUUGAACACUAGUAGUAGUAAUGAUGGUAUGUAUGAUACUAUAGAGAUAACGGAAGACAACAAUCACCACAUAGUCAAUGUCAGUACAUACGAUCCCGAACUAAAACCAACUAAUUUAGAUCUGACCAGUGAAGAUUAUCCUAACAAUCAGAAUGACGAUCAUAAUCAUGAAGACGUUGUUAACAAGUUGUCUAAUACUGAUUCUACUAACAGUGAUUCAUCUGUGUAUUCCUCGACUGUAUCUCACACGGAUGAUACCACAUCUGAUCAUCAUUAUCAUAAAUUAUUGAGGGAUCGAAGUAAGAAACAUUCGGGACGAACAACCACUGCAAAAAAUAUCGGAAAUCACAAUGAUAAUUAUAAAAAUAAAUUUUGUGGGAAAAUAGAUCCUAUCAAGGUACUUCAUAAACCAUUUUGUCCAGCUGGAUCAAUAAUGUAUCGUUCUAUAAAUCAUAUCAAUGAUCAUUCUAUAACAACUAAUUGUCAUACUUCUAAGGUUGCAAACAGCGAUUCACCAACUCCACAUAAAUCUGAUUUUUAUCCAACUGUAAAUAUUCGUGCUAAAACAUCAGCUACAAUGAAAUUAUCACCGCCUAUUGGUAAAAUGAAACAAAAUAAUAAAUCAUUACAAAAUAUGAAUACAAUUAAUCUAACAUCACAAUUACAUAAUAAACUAUUUAAUCAAGCUCUUAAUCAAAUGAACUUUUUUACUCGUUUGACAAACGCUAUAAAACGUACUGUAUUCGGUAUAUUUUUACAGUUUUUCCCAUCAGCUCAAGAUACUACCAAUCUGAUUCUACAUGAUAUUAUUCCAACAUUAGAAAAUUUCCAUACAAUUAAUUAUUUAUUCAAUCCAAUUGGUUUUUCUAAUCCAUUAUGUAAAGAUUCUAUGAUGUAUUUAACAAUGAAUCAAAUUGAAGGUUUAUGGUCUUUACGUAAAUGUCUUAUAUUAUUAGAUUUACAAUAUACUUCUAUAAAUUCUCAUUCAUUUACAUCAUUGAAUUCAAUCAAUCCAAUGAAAAUCAAAGAAUGUUCAUAUGCUAUUCAUCAAUUGAAUUUAACAUGCAUAACAAAUUCACAUUAUUUACAAUUUGAACAAUCAUAUUCUCAAUGGUCAUUAUAUGAAUUAGAUAAAAGUAUUGGACAUUUAUAUAUUGCAUAUUAUAUUAUGCAACAUAAUAAAACUUUAAUACAAUCAUCAUCAUCAUCAUCAUCAUCCUCAUCAUUAUCAUCACCAUCAUCAUCAUAUUGUAUUGAAUGUAAAUCAUUCACAUAUUUAUCAUUAUAUGAUAUUAAUUGUUGUUGUGAAUCGUUUAAUUGGAAUUGGAAAAAAUUGAAUAUAUUUCUUUGGAAUAAUACUAUUGAUAACUAUAAGUGUUUCAAAUUGCCAUCAUUUUUAUUAUCAACUAAAUAUUCUGAAUUAUCAACAUCAUCAUUUAAAUCUCCUGUUAUUCCUGAUCUAAUCGAUUCAACAGAUAACAAUAUAAAUGAAAAAAUGUUCAUUGAAAAUUAUCCUCAUUCAGCUGAUAUGAUUAUUCAAAGUCGAAAUAGUAAAUCAUCUAAAAGUUUAAAAUCAUCAUCAUCAUCAUCAUCAUCAUCAUCAUCAUCAUCAUCAUCAUCAUCAUCAUCAUCAUCAUCAUCAUCAUCAUCAUCAUCAUCAUCAUCAUCAUCAUCAUCAUCAUCAUCAUCCACAUCAUCAAUUAAAUCGCAUAAAAUUAAUCGUCCACAUUCACAUAAUGAAGGAUUAGUUGUACCAGCUGCUUUAGGUGGAUCACAUAGAUCAACAGCAUAUAUGCGUCUUAAUAAUCGUGUACGUAUUAUUGAACGUAAUGUUUCUGUCAGUAUGAGGUACUUAGAAGAACUUAGUCAAAGUUAUCGUCGUCAAAUGGAACGUUUAGCACGUUCAUUUAAUCUUACUUAUGCUUGGUUAAAAGUAACAGCUCAUAGUGCUGAAGAACGUGAUCGUCAACAACAACAUCGUAUUUCACAAUUAGAAUUACAAUUGAAUGAUUUAACUGCACGUAUAAAAUCUCGAUUAUUGAAUUCAUUACCUGCUUCUUCGUCAUCUGGUCAACCGGAUUUAACAUUAACAUCUUCUCCUCUAUCUUCCAACACUUCCAGUUCAUCAUCUUCAUCAGAAUCAGUAGUCACAACACCAGCCAAUACUGGAGGGACUGUAUCAAGUUCAUCUACUUCAAAAUCAUCAAAUUUAGUCACAUCACUUACUUCUCCACCACCAUUGCCUGACUUUGAAAGUUCUCUAGAUUGGAAUCCAUGGCUUAAAUCUCAACAUGAUGAUUGGUAUAUGAUGGCUGAUAGUGAUAUGGUUGUAGGUAAUAAUAAUGAAGAUGUUGAUGAUACGGAAUUUGAAUCAGAUGAUAGUUAUCAGACAAAUGAUGAUGUUUAUCUAUCAAGAUUAGAUGUUACUACUGCCACAUUGUCGAAAAAUUAUAAAGAAAAAUUUAAACAAACUACAACUGGCACUACAAACUCUAAAAGUCAUCAUAUUAACAGUGAUAGUGGUGGUAGUAGUGACAACAACCUUCUCAGCCCCAGCAGUAGUAGUGUCAGUAAUAAUCCAAAUGAAUACAAUGUAAAAUCUUUAUUCAAGUCAUAUUUAUCUAGGAGAGAUUAUAAAGAUCAACAUUAUCAUAUGGAAUCAUCAUCAUCAUUGUUCUCAGAAUGGAAACAGUUCGUACUUGGUUUGUUAUGGUUACAGUUCAGUUGGCCUGUAUGGUUAUAUAAUUUUGGAGUAUUUAUUCAUGAUUUCUGUCAAAUGAAUACAAUGAUUUUAAACACUGAUUUUAUUAAUGAGAAUCAUUAUUCAUUAAAAGAAAUUAAUCAAAAUUCUAUUUUUACUAAUGUAUAUAAUCAAUGUAUUCAUAAUAUCAAUUCAUGUUGUUUAAUGAAAGAAAUACAACUUCAUAGAAUUGAGGGUGAUGGCAUCUCUUCUCGUGUAGUUAAAUGUGAUUCUCAACUUAAACACUUUCCAUCAUUAUUACAACUGCCUACAAUUUCCUCUUCAUCAGACAAUAGUCAAUUCAAUAAGGACGAAUUGAAGUGUGGAGAGAAUGAUUGUCCACAAUCAUCUAUUUGUCAAUUGAAUGGAUGCUUGGCACAGGAAUCGAAUAAAUCAUCAAAUAGAUCAUCUCAUGAUCAUAAUAGUAAUAAUAAUGAUCUAGAGCACCAUCUCUGUACAUCAACUCAUCUAGUAACAAACUCCAAUUCAUCAUCAACAACAUUCAUCAAAAAAAUUUCAAAAUCAAUAAACAAUAAUCAUAAAAGAAAACACAAAAGAAAACGUGAAUUCGACAAUAAUGGAUUUAUGUAA